AUGAAAAACAUGUCCUCCGCACCUCCAAAAACCGUCCACCGCUCCUCCGUCCCGUUAACUCCGUCCGUCAAGCUAAAGUACGUAAAACUCGGCUACCACUACUUAGCCACCAACUCCGUCUACCUCCUCCUCAUCCCACUAAUCGCCGUCACUCUCACCAACCUCCCUUCUAUCCCUUCCCUCCUCGAAAUCUGCAACCAAAACCCGACACUAAUCCUCGCCGUCGCUUCCAUCUCCUUAUCCCUCAUCUUAGCCGUCCACGUGGCGCGCUCCCGUCGAAGCGUCUACUUACUGGACUUCGCGUGCUACAAGCCCAGCCCGGCCCACUUCUGCUCCAGGGAGCUCUUCAUGGAGGUGUCAUCCGCUCCGGGCGAGUUCACGGAAGACAGCCUGGACUUCCAGCGCAGGAUCAUGGAGAAGUCCGGGUACGGGCAGAUGACGUACGCGCCCACGGGGUUGCUGACGAAGUCGCCGCCCGACCAGUCGAUCGCGGCGGCGAGGGAGGAGACGGAGGCGGCCAUCUUUGGGGCGAUCGAUAACUUGCUGGAGAAGGUAGGGGUGGAGGUGAGGGAGAUCGGGGUGCUGGUGGUGAACAGCAGCAUGUUCAAUCCGACGCCGUCUCUUUCGGCCGCGAUCGUGAACCGCUACAAGAUGAGGGGGAAUGUGUUGAGCUAUAAUCUCGGCGGGAUGGGGUGUAGCGCCGGGUUGAUUUCCGUUGACCUGGCCAAGGAUCUCCUCCAGGUGCAUCCCCACACGUACGCCCUGGUGGUGAGCACAGAGAACAUAACCCGCAACUGGUACUUCGGCAACCACCGGCCGAUGCUCCUGACCAACUGCCUCUUCCGCAUCGGAGCCGCCGCCAUCCUCCUCACCAACCGCCCUUCCGACCGCCGCCGGUCCAAGUACCAGCUCCGCCACACCGUGCGCACCCACAGGGGCGCCAGCGACAAAUCCUACCGGUGCGUCUUCCAGCAAGAGGACGACCGGAACAUCAUCGGCAUCUCUCUGUCGAAGGAGCUGAUGGCCAUCGCCGGGGAAGCCCUGAAGACGAAUAUAACGACGUUGGGGCCUCUCGUCCUCCCCGUCGCCGAGCAGGCUUUGUUUUUGGCGACUUUGGUGGCUAAGAAGCUGCUCCGGUGGAAAGUGAAGGCGUACGUUCCGGAUUUCAAGCUGGCUUUCGAGCACUUCUGCAUCCACGCUGGUGGACGAGGUGUCCUGGACGAGAUGGAGAAGAGCUUGGAACUGACCGAUCGGCACAUGGAACCUUCUAGAAUGACGCUCUACAGGUUCGGGAACACAUCCAGCAGCUCCGUGUGGUACGAGCUGGCGUACAUCGAGGCCAAAGGGCGGGUCAGGAAGAGGGAUCGGGUCUGGCAGAUCGGGUUCGGGUCGGGCUUCAAGUGCAACAGCGUCGUCUGGCGUGCUUUGAGGAACGUGGAUCCAAACUGUGAGCGGGAGAAGAAGAAUCCGUGGCGGGAUGAGAUCGACGGGUUUCCUGUUCAUGUUCCGAAGGUGGCGCCCAUCCUCAGUUGAUGAAACAAGUAAUAAGGACGGACGACGGAGGGGAAUUGCUGAUUGCGUGCUAAUAAUAAGUAAAUAAGACGGGGAAUUAAUUAGCUGUUCGGAUAAUCGAUCCGGCUAAGGAGAGAAAAGUAUACUUGUUAAUUCUAUAUACACCAAUAAUAUAUAUAGUGACUACAUGUUUCGGUUUUUCGUUGUUGUUUUCGUUGCAAGGAAAAACCGUAGCAUUGAAUUGACCGACUAUGUAUGCUAUAACUAUGUUUUGAGACUCAAUCACUUUAACACUUCGAUCAUUUAUAUCAAUCAAAUAUUAUAAGUAUCUUUUGG
Linum tenue is the source of this 1848-nucleotide messenger RNA. Lineage: Eukaryota; Viridiplantae; Streptophyta; Magnoliopsida; Malpighiales; Linaceae. The record is from the annotation of a GenBank genome assembly.